AUGGACGCGCCCAGCGCCCCCACCUCUCCACCCCGCAGUGCCUCGGCGGUGCCGCCUCCCCAGCGGCCCCCGGAAUGGUGGCGGCCGCCUCCCCCCUCCCCCCCCCCGCGCAGGGCGCAGUGGUUCCGCCUGCUUUACCGCGCGCCGCGCCGGUACCUUCCCCGCUCCCGCGCCGCCCCGGCCCGGCGCCUUCCCAUUGGCCGGACGCCUGCCUCCGUCCCGCCCCCGCCGCCAGCUGAUUGGUCGACGCUCCCGCGUGACGGCCCGGCGGCGUUCCCGAUCUGGCGUUCUCGCUUCACGUAUCCGAGGAGACCCCGCCCUGUGCUUCGGGCCCGCCCCCCGCGGCUCGCUAUUGGGCGGCAGAGCGCAGGCGCCGCUGGCCGUUGGAGUGACGUACCUCUCAGCCAAUGGGGCUUCGACGGCUACGGGCGGCUGGGCGCCCCUCGGCACUGCUCCGCAGCCCCCGGCCCGGCCCUGCCGCCGCCUGCCCGCUCGGGCCCUUCCCCGGGCCGCCUGGCUCGUCCCUGGCUUCUCCCUGCGGCCUGCCAGGGGAGGAAGGUCCUCCGGGAUCCCUGGGCCUUUCUGAGGGGCCUGUGCCCGGGUGGGCCCGCCCUGCACCAGGCCUGUGCCGCGGCUCCCCACAGCGGCUCCCAGCAGCGCUGCGGGCGCUGCUGGCUGUGCUGUGAUGGAAAGCGGGAAGCUUGUACCUGGAAGGCUGGCACCAUAUCUGAAGCGGGCAAGGGUGUGCCACUGGUGCUCAGUGCCUCUCCAAAUGCACCACAUCCGGGAUUUUGGACACAAAGCCCCUCAGCAGCGCAUCUCCUCCAGGUACGCAAACUUUUGACCUUUGUGGGGCCGCUCUGCAGGCCAAGCCACAUGUGUGUGGCUGGGCUCAGGCCGCAGGCAGGGAGCUCAGGGGACUCCCAGGCCUGCCUUGGCCUGGGCUUGGGGUCUGGCCACCCGGGGUCAGCUGGAUCUGGCUCCCUCCGCCCUUGGGGUGAGCACUGGCUACCGGCCCCUUCCUCCCAGGAGGAGGAGGAGGAGGAGGACGGGAUUGUGUGUGAGCGUCCGUUCCAGCUCUUGAACAGCAGCCGGGCUCCUCUGGAGCCGGCAUCCCCAGGAGGGGCUCUGGCCUCGGGGCUCGGCGUUUUAUGGGGCUGUGGAUAGGACGCAGCUGGCUGUGGUCGUGACACACACACCUCAGCGGUGGCCAAAGCCACGCGCACCCCUCCCUCUUCCCCUGGCCGCCCUGAGCCAGCGCUGACGAGGCACUGAGGACUGGGCUGGAUACGGGCUGGGAACAGGAGCCUGGCAGCCCUUGGGGGGCUCUGGCACCCCCAGGCUCAGCCUAGCCCUGUUCCACCUCUCCCAGCACACCCACACAGUCAGGGACCCUCAUCCCUGGCAACUUCCCUGCCAUCCCCGGGUGCCCCCUCCCACCCAACGGGCUCGGGGCCAUCUCCCAACACCAGUGGCUGCCUGCUUCUCCGAGAGCCACAGCUUCCUUCCCGGCAUGGCGUCCCAAGCACAUGGCGUGGUGCCCUCGCCCAGCCAGCGGCACGGGGAGACAGACGGCCACAGCUGGGCUCCUGCUCCCUGCCUGGCAGGAGGGGGACAGGCGCCUGCCGCCGCGGGGCCAAAUGGCUGCUCGGUGCCCUGAGACAUCCCCUGGCUGCGCCCCAGGGGUGUCCCUGAGGAUCUGGGACGGUGCCUUGCCAGCCCCAGCCCAUGCCUCGGAGGGGCUGCAGGUGGUUUGGGGCUAAAACCCUCCCUGUUGCUGGGCUUUCUGGGUCCGCCCCAGCACUUGGGCACUUGACAUCCCCUCUUCUCUCCCUCCUCCAUCUGUGAGGGGCCCGGAGCUUUGGAGCAGCCCUGGGAUAUUGUUACCACCUGAAGAGAGCAAACAGUGCUGGAUGCGGAGCUGGGGGCCAUGGAGGGGCCAGGUGUUGGCCCAGUGUGAGCCGUGCAGCUGUGGAGCUGGAAAACUCACCAGGAACGACCUCGGCACUGCCUUUUGGGGAGGGGACAGGGCAGCGAUGGGCAGCCCCACUGCUGCCUCAGUAGGCAGGACUUGACAGCCCCCCCAGGCUGGCAGCCGCUCCUGCAGCCCCCCCAGGGACAUGAAGGCGGCUUUUCCCAACUGCUCCACGAUGCUGGCGGGGGCUGUUUGCUCUGGGGGGAAACCAGAUACUCUGCACCGCGGCUGGGGGAGUGGAGCAGAGGGGCUGGCCCCACGCUGUGUGGGCAGAGGCAGGGGCGGAGGUGGGGACCCUCUCAGGCACACUGCAGGGGAGCCAGGCUGAGGCACCUUCCCUCCGCGGAGCCGCUCUGGCCGGCUUCCCCGGUGCGAGAGCUUGGGCAGCUCCGUCCUGCACAGGUGCUGUCCCACCAACACCUCUGCAGCCCCCUACCUGCACCCUUGGGGCUGCAGCACCCCCGGAGCGAGUGCCGAGGAGCCCUCCCCGUGGCUCCCAGCUGCUCUGCAGGGCUCACUUCGUCGCCUUCCCCGCAGCCCGCGAGCAGCAGUGGCAUUGCCUGGGCCGGAGCAGUGCACGGAGAAUUCCUCAUCUUAACCAGGGGGCUCUGGACACCACACCACUACCACCCCCCGCCACCCCAGAGCAUGCCAAAUCUGCGACUCCCAGCCAAUAAAUCACCCCGGCAGCGCCACAGUG
Falco peregrinus (peregrine falcon) is the source of this 2675-nucleotide messenger RNA. RefSeq names its product proline-rich protein 36-like. Bases 1 to 1167 code for a protein of 388 amino acids. The record is from RefSeq and is a predicted model, not a curated record. NCBI's taxonomy places the organism in Eukaryota, Metazoa, Chordata, Aves, Falconiformes, Falconidae. The transcript has 4 exons.